Messenger RNA from Racocetra persica, 123 nucleotides. The record is from the annotation of a GenBank genome assembly. Lineage: Eukaryota; Fungi; Glomeromycota; Glomeromycetes; Diversisporales; Gigasporaceae.
UUAGAUAUACUUAAAAGAGAUUCAGCAUCAUCUGAUUUAAUCAAAAAAGCAAAAAAAAUAUCUCAAAAUAUUGAUACAACAUAUUUUGAAUUAUCAGAAAGAGUUGAUAAUAUUUUAUCAUUA